Bombina bombina (fire-bellied toad) is the source of this 587-nucleotide messenger RNA. RefSeq names its product structural maintenance of chromosomes protein 5-like. Bases 147 to 512 code for a protein of 121 amino acids. The record is from RefSeq and is a predicted model, not a curated record. The transcript has 3 exons. NCBI's taxonomy places the organism in Eukaryota, Metazoa, Chordata, Amphibia, Anura, Bombinatoridae.
CUGAAAACGAAAUUGCUUUCUUUUGGUUUAUGGCGAGUGACAUUUAUAAGAACUGAGGGGGCGGAGCAUCUGAACAGUAGGUCGUCAAUACUCCAGUAACCCGCUUGCUUGCUCUGCUGCAAAGUGUCCCUGGAAUUUUUUUUUAAAUGUUGGCAACUAUGAUAUUGAACUAUUUAAAGCUCCACUCUACACAACAAAAAUGUGACAUCCACAACCUCCAGUUCUCUUUAAACAAGAAGAAGGAGCCAGCAAUCAUUAAAGAUCUACACAUUGCUAUACAAUGGGUUGUCAAGAAUGAGGCACUGUUCUGUGGGCGCAUAACCAUGCCAAGUUAUGUGUCAAUGAAUGAAGAUGACCGCCAGAAGGCCAUAGAUAACGUGAUACAAAGAGAAGAACCAGAAGCAAGGGAGCCAUUCCUCUUUGUAUUUCAGCACAGAGAAGAUAUGGAGUUGUUUUUGCAGGCAUGUCUUGACCAACAGGGCCUCCAAGUUAAUGCCAUGUUCCAGAAAUGACUGAUGGACAAGGGGUGGUGCUGUGUUUCUGUUUAAAUUAUUGAUAAUAAUAAAAAAAUAAGAUAAUUAACACCA